UUAAGCUAAAGCAAGUGACCGACAGAGUUCAGUUGUUCGAUCACUUUCAUUUGGUGCUCAACAGUGAGAUAAAGUAUAGCCAACAUGCGAUUCGUUCUAACCGUCGGAUUACUUGUCAUCGCAAUUUUGACACAAUCAUUUGCUGACGAACAUAAACACGAUGGAGAAGACUCUCCAUGCGCCGAGCCAAAAUUCGUAUUGCCAGAGGAUAGAGCGGCCUGUUUAGCUACAAUUCCGCGUUGGUAUCACAAUCAUUCGUCGGGAAAAUGCGAAGAAUUAGAUUACGACGGAUGUAAUAAGAAUGCGAACAAUUUCGAGACGAAGGAAGAGUGUGAAAAAACAUGCGAUGCAUGGCAUGAAGCUCAUAAAGAUCACGACCAUGGACACGCGCACCACGGUCAUGGCCAUACACACCACCAACAUUAAAUCCUUCCGUGGAUAGGUGUAGUUUAUCAAAAUCUGAUAUCCCUUAAAUGAUAACAGUUUUUUUUCUGUUCAAACCAAGGAGAUUUAUUUCCUACCUCCAUGAAUGUCAUUUGUCGUGAAGCUUGAAUAAAGAACAAAUGUGAAUUAUUUUUGUUUAUCAGUGAAUGAUUUCGUUUUAUUCAAUCCGAUUCUAUGAAAUAUUGUGGUUAUUGUCUUUGAAACAAAAUCGAUUUUCAUGAAUUAUUUAGAUCUUUCUUUCGGUCGUGUCUAUAAAAAGGGCGAGCUCAGAAAUUGGAUCACCAUUUCAAAUCCAAUUGUCACUUCAAGCGAGAAAAAUGUUGAAGAGUAAAUUUCCGAAAACGAACCGAAUCGAAUUGUCUGACCAAAAGGUGGACAAUAUUUGGACAUUCUAUUCUAACAUAAGUACUUUACAUGGAGCACAACAUUUGAAAAACGAAAACAAGUCAUAUUGGCAACGCAUUUUCUGGAGCAUUGUCAUAAUAAGCGCUCUCCUUAGUACUGCAUAUAUUCAAACGCUUUUUCUUCAACGAUUUAUUGAGCGUCCGCUUGUAACAAGCCUUCAACGUGACUACUACACUUGGAACACAACAUUUCCGAGUUUUACACUAUGCAGUCAACGAAAAAUGAACGAAACGGCCUUACAAAUACACUUGAGGGAAAUGAACCUACCGCGACAUAGUAUGCUCAAAUUGGAAGCAUUUCUUCGCGUUUUGGUCAAUUUAACAAUGUACAACUUGGACAGUCUAUCAAAAUUCGGAGAUUUUAAAUCGCCAAUUGUCAUGCAGGUGAUAGAGAAGCUAACAAAUAAAUAUGAUUAUGAUGUUCUUAUCGACUCAGUUCCAAGUUUCAAAUUACAACGCACGAUGACCGAGCUAGGCAUUUGUGAUCAAUUCAAUUCGGAACUUUCACAAAUCUUUGCCACCGAUUUUCUUAUCAGUGAUCGUUUGCCAGCACAAAAGCCACUUUUUGAAAUAAACUAUUUCGAUACGAGCUCACAUAUUGUAUUGAAUGACCUGGAUGAUAGCAAUAUCCAUAUACACGGACCAUUUGAGUUACCACAAUAUUUACAAAAAAGAGAAAUUAGCGGCUCUGUUUCGCAAUAUAAAUCAUUUACCCUAACGGCGACUACAAUCGUGGCACGGCAAAAUGUUCGAGCGUUAUUCAUUUCGCAUCGUAAAUGCCGUUAUGUUGACGAGUCAGACUUGAGCCAUUUCCCCUCGAUGUACGCUUUUGAUUUAUGCAAAAUAGAAUGCCGCAUCAAAGCGAUUAUUGAACGUUGCAAGUGUGUGCCGUUCUUUUACAAAAAAUUGCCACAUGAAACCUAUUGCAAUGCUAAGCAGUUACUGUGUGUUGAAUUGUUAAAGGAUGAUAUCAAUGAAGCGACUAAAUCAUGCGAGUGCUAUCAAUUGUGUACCAAUGUGAAGUUCGGCAUACAAGGAGUGAAUUCAUUGAAUUGGCUGCAAAACAACAAAUUGCGCAUGGAAUUGAGUAAACCGAAAAUGAGAUUGAUUCGCGAAGCAUUGCACAGUUAUACUGAUGUCGUAGCUGCCAUUGGAGCCACAUUUUGUCUCUUCCUCGGCGCAAGCAUCCUUACAGUAGUGGAAAUUAUCUACCUUGGCUUUUUACAUUGUUUUAAAAAACAGUUUAAAACUGAAUGAUAUGGCUGGAGCUACGUAA
Sitodiplosis mosellana (orange wheat blossom midge) is the source of this 2124-nucleotide messenger RNA. Its product is annotated as sodium channel protein Nach-like. The record is from RefSeq and is a predicted model, not a curated record. Gene Ontology annotation, biological process: sodium ion transmembrane transport. The transcript has 9 exons. Gene Ontology annotation, cellular component: membrane. Lineage: Eukaryota; Metazoa; Arthropoda; Insecta; Diptera; Cecidomyiidae. Gene Ontology annotation, molecular function: ligand-gated sodium channel activity. The coding region runs from base 762 to 2105 and encodes 447 amino acids.